This is a messenger RNA of Entrophospora sp. SA101, 771 nucleotides long. Lineage: Eukaryota; Fungi; Glomeromycota; Glomeromycetes; Entrophosporales; Entrophosporaceae. The record is from the annotation of a GenBank genome assembly.
AUGAAAAUUUAUAGAAAAUCAUCCAUUGCUAAAAAACAACAUCAUUCCAGUGGUAAAGCUGAUAUGCAGUAUUUUCAACCCAAAAUUCAAGAAGAUAUAAAUGAUCCUGUGCCAAAAUUAGCUGCAUUGGUUGGAGUUUCAGGUUGUGGAAAAACAGCCACAAUAUUUGAUGCUGGACAACACAACUUUAUUACUUAUAUUGUUACUCCUCAUCAAAAUAGCCAACCAUUGUAUAGUCAAGACUUUCAUCAGCUCCUUAAUGAUAUCAAUGCAAUUCUCCCACAAGGUACUUCCCAACUUAGCUUCAACACUGAACAUGAUGUAAUUACCUACAUAUUAGAACAACAAGGAUGUGAAAAUUGUAUUAAGCCUUAUAUUAAAGCCUUUUUGAUUGCCAGAAAGUUCACAUGGUCAAUACUUGAAGAUUCAAAGUUUGGUCAUUUUUUUCACACUGUCUAUGAAGCAAUUAAAGAAAUUACAGAUUAUGAUGAUGUUAAUCUUUUGGACACAUAUUAUCGUAAAUUGGAAGCUCAUUUUGAAAAAAUAACAAAUGAUACAACAAGGUUUACCAUUGCAAUUGACGAAUGUCAUUGUUUGCAGAGAUAUUUUUGUAGGAUCUUUCUUCCAAAAUCAACACAACAAAAACAAGAGUUUGAAUGUCAUUCAACACUUGAGCAAAAGUUAGUUCUUCCUAUUAUGUUAUGGUCAAUGCUAAUGUCAUCUGUUUACAGUAGUUGUUAUGGGUACCAACAUGGAACUCAGAGAUCUUAG